This is a messenger RNA of Peromyscus leucopus (white-footed mouse), 2599 nucleotides long. RefSeq names its product purinergic receptor P2X 1 (gene P2rx1). The record is from RefSeq and is a predicted model, not a curated record. NCBI's taxonomy places the organism in Eukaryota, Metazoa, Chordata, Mammalia, Rodentia, Cricetidae. Gene Ontology annotation, molecular function: ATP binding; purinergic nucleotide receptor activity; extracellularly ATP-gated monoatomic cation channel activity. Gene Ontology annotation, cellular component: nuclear inner membrane; plasma membrane. Gene Ontology annotation, biological process: monoatomic cation transmembrane transport; response to ATP. The coding region runs from base 298 to 1497 and encodes 399 amino acids. The transcript is spliced from 12 exons.
UGGCUCCGCCUCUGUCUAUCUUUGGGAAUUUAGUUCCCGGGCACCACUGGCCCGUACUCCACUGCCUGCCAGCAGCCAAAAGCUGUCCUGAUCACCCAGGGUUUUUCCUCCCAACCCAGACCCCACCAACUAACUAACCCCUGCCUCCUGGCCUCUGGCCCCAACUGCCCUGCUCUGUUCUUAGGGGGCUGAGAAGUCUCCAGUCACUCCACUGCUGAAGUUGUGGGUGCAGAUGCUGGCCUGCCUUGGACCACAGAGGCCUGUGGGGGCUCCUUUCUGAGUCCCUCCUGGCCCACCAUGGCACGGCGGCUGCAGGAUGAGCUGUCGGCCUUCUUCUUUGAGUAUGACACUCCCCGGAUGGUGCUGGUACGAAACAAGAAGGUGGGAGUCAUUUUCCGUCUGAUCCAGUUGGUGGUUCUGGUCUACGUCAUUGGGUGGGUGUUUGUCUACGAAAAGGGAUACCAGACUUCAAGUGGCCUCAUCAGCAGUGUGUCUGUGAAACUCAAGGGCCUGGCUGUGACCCAGCUCCAGGGCCUGGGGCCCCAGGUCUGGGAUGUGGCUGACUAUGUCUUCCCGGCACAGGGGGACAGCUCCUUUGUAGUUAUGACCAAUUUCAUCGUGACCCCUCAGCAGGCUCAAGGCUACUGUGCAGAGAACCCAGAAGGUGGCAUAUGUCAGGAUGAUAAUGGCUGCACUCCAGGAAAAGCAGAGAGGAAGGCCCAAGGUAUUCGCUCAGGCAAGUGUGUGCCCUUCAAUAGCUCAGUGAAGACCUGUGAGAUCUUUGGCUGGUGUCCCGUGGAGGUGGAUGACAAGAUCCCAAGCCCUGCUCUUCUCCACGAGGCUGAGAAUUUCACCCUCUUCAUCAAGAACAGCAUCAGCUUUCCACGCUUCAAGGUCAACAGGCGCAACCUGGUGGAGGAGGUGAAUGGCACCUACCUGAAGAAAUGCCUCUUCCACAAGACCCUGCACCCACUGUGCCCAGUCUUCAGCCUUGGCUAUGUGGUGCGAGAGUCAGGCCAGGACUUCCGCAGCCUGGCUGAGAAGGGUGGGGUGGUUGGCAUCACCAUCGACUGGGAGUGUGACCUGGAUUGGCAUGUAAGGCACUGCAAACCCAUCUACCAGUUCCAUGGACUAUAUGGGGAGAAAAAUCUGUCUCCAGGCUUCAACUUCAGGUUUGCCAGGCACUUUGUGCAGAACGGGACAAACCGUCGUCACCUCUUCAAGGUGUUUGGGAUUCGCUUUGACAUCCUUGUGGAUGGCAAGGCCGGGAAGUUUGACAUCAUCCCUACCAUGACUACCAUCGGCUCUGGAAUUGGCAUCUUUGGAGUGGCCACAGUUCUUUGUGAUCUCUUGUUGCUCCACAUCCUGCCCAAGAGGCAUUACUACAAGCAGAAGAAGUUCAAGUACGCGGAGGACAUGGGGCCUGGGGAGGGUGAACAUGACCCCGCGGCCACCAGCUCCACUCUGGGCCUGCAGGAGAACAUGAGGACCUCUUGACCUAAGCCUUGGGCUCUGGACUCGACUCAGUGUGCGGUUUCCGGCAAGGGCUGGUGGCUUCGAGCCAGGACAGAGGCCAUUCCCAGGGGCUUUCCUACCAGGCAGACACCAAGUUGCCCCUCUAGUUCAGAGUGGAGACAGGCGAGACACUGCAAUUCAGAGCUUUGGGUCCAGUUCCACACUUCCCCUCCUGAAGGAUGCCCCCUGCAGUUUCAGCCACUCUGGGUCCAUGUGGUUGGGCUCCUCACACACCUAGACCCUAGCUUUGUGUUUAUGGCUCCGGCUCUCACUGUCCAUCCCAGGGCCUCACCUUCCUAGAUUUGUGCUCUUCCAUAUGGAAGCCGCUAGCCAGAUGUGACAAUUUGAACUUAAAAUAUGAUAAAAAAAAAAUAUGCCUCCGUUGAACUAGCUAGGUGGACAUGUGUGGCCCAUGGCUACCACACUGGACAGCAUAGGAUGUUUUUCAGUGAGGGAAGUUCUGAAGGAAUUCAACGGUGCAGGUGCCUGGCACACAGCCCCCCUCCUAAACCAGAAACACAGGCCACUUUGUACCUGAGGCUUAAGAAUGGCUGGCCUGGAGCUUUUGGACUUGUAAGCUCCCAAUCAGCCUCAGGUCAGCCCCAGCUGGCAGCUGUAAGCACUGAGCAGGGGCUCAAACACCCAGCAAGUGUGUAGUGUGCCCGUGUGCCACACAGGCAUUCACAAACCCCCAUGUGCACACACCUCCUACACACACACACACACACACACACACACACACACACACACACAAUCCUCCACCCCCACUGUGGGUUGGAACAGCUUGGGUACUCCAAGUGCAGCCAUCUGAACACACCUACACCCCCAGGCAGGGACACAUGGUCUCCAUACAGUGUCCCCCCCAUGGGACGAUGCUCCUUCCUGAGGGAGGCAGGCCAGCCCAGCCCUUCUAGCCACAGAACCUUACUCAGCUACCUCAGAUGGAGGUAUAAGCUUGAUGAAUCCUGGCUCCUUGCCUGUGGCCCAGUCCCAGCUUCCGUGGCCUGUUCCGUGGCCAGCUUGGUUGGAACAUGAAGGCUGAGGAGGCAAAGGGUGGGGCACAAUAAAAAGAAAUGGGGACAAA